This is a messenger RNA of Symbiodinium necroappetens, 1137 nucleotides long. The record is from the annotation of a GenBank genome assembly. Lineage: Eukaryota; Dinophyceae; Suessiales; Symbiodiniaceae.
AUGCACACGGGGCGACCUGUGGCCUGGGCCGUGCAGUCCGGGUCUGCGCCCAGCCCCGAGCAGAGGUUCGAAGUCAUCGGCACUUCUCAUUUCGAUUGGUGGUCUGGCAACCGCAAAGGGUAUCAGCGAGCCAUGGAUGAUCUGCUGCGCAACCAGCUACCUUCGGGCUUGCGUCACUGUGAUGGCCUCCAGGCUGUCCAUGAUUCCAAAAGCUGGUGGACAGGUUACGGCCACAAUGGCUUCAUAGACUGUCCACGGGAGCUCAAAGGGGAGUGCUGUUGCCCCCUGGGCCACCGAAUCCUCGAAGAUCGCUGCGAGCCUUGUGGUGACUUCGCCGACGCCGUCGAAGAGUUGCAUGCCCUGCCAUUGCUCUACACUCUGAGCCCGGAGUCCGGCAAGGCAAGCUUUCAUGUGAUGCUGCUGCUCGCCUGUUUCGCCCUGCCACUUCCCUGGGCCUUCCUAGCACAGCUGAGAUGGCGGCUUGGCUGGAAGCGCGCGGAGGAGGCGUUUCUACACUACGCCGCCCGGCAUCAGCGGAAGGAGGCGGCGGAAAGCUGGGGAAAAUUGGGAAGACGGGGCGCUUCCCAAGGGCCCAUCACGGUGGAGGUAAGUUCGAUGUCCGGCGAAACUCGGAAGGCACCGGGAUUCCACGGCUCUUCUCUUCUCCUACAUCUUCGAAAGGAAGCGUCAGCCAUCUUCCACAUGGACUUCGUGAAUGUUGGCCUGGUGGUCGGUUCCCGCGUGCUGCCAACAGAUUUGGAUUUCAAGACCUUGGACGAGCUGGGCAUUGUCGAUGGCACCUUCCUUUCCGUGGUUUUUAUGCCGCCAGAAGAGCCGUCUUGGCGCGACCGCCUGGCUGGAACUUCGGAGAGUCAUGCCUACACCUUCUUCCGACGCAAUCGCAACGUCUACCGUGCAAGAGACUGCCAACACCUCGGGCAGCUGCGUUUGGCCCAGGGCAACACGAUCAACUUCGGGCAGUCGUACACCAAGGGCUGGACCUGUGAUGGCUGCGAGAAGUUCUUUCCACCCGGUACGAUGCUCCGACGCUGCGACAUCUGUCGGAUUGACUUCUGCGAGCGCUGUGCAGCCAGCGCGGGCUUUCCAAGUAUCCCAGACGAGGAUUUGGGAGACUAG